CUCUUGCUUCAUUCUCAACCCCUUCAAGAAGCAACAUGGCCACCAUCUGGAUCCUGUCCUGCCUGGCCCUCCUUGGCAUUGCCUGGGGUUGUGGUGUUCCUGCCAUCCAACCUGUCCUCAGUGGCUAUUCACGGAUUGUCAACGGAGAGGAGGCAGUCCCCGGAUCAUGGCCCUGGCAGGUUUCUCUACAGGACAGCACCGGCUUCCACUUCUGUGGUGGUUCUCUGAUCAGGGAGAACUGGGUGAUCACCGCUGCCCACUGCAAUGUCAGGAAAACUCAUCGCGUGGUGUUGGGUGAAUUUGACCAAGGCUCUCCUUCGGAAGAAAUUCAAGUCCUAAAGAUUGCCGAGGUCUUCAAGAAUCCCAAGUUUAACAUCUUCACCAUCAAAAAUGACAUCAUGUUGCUAAAGCUUGCCACCCCGGCCAGGAUAACUGCCCGCGUGUCUCCUGUGUGUCUGCCCGAAGCCAAUGAUAACUUCCCUGGGGGCCUGUCUUGCGUCACCACCGGAUGGGGCCUUACCCACCACAAUGACAAGAACACCCCAGAGAAGCUACAGCAGGUGGCCCUUCCUCUGCUGACCAACGAAGAGUGCAAGAAAUACUGGGGCAACCGCAUCGCUGAUGUCAUGGUCUGUGCAGGUGCUGCGGGAGCCUCCUCUUGCAUGGGAGACUCUGGUGGACCCUUGGUGUGCCAGAAGAACGGCGCCUGGACCUUGGCGGGGAUCGUUUCCUGGGGCAGCAGUUCCUGUGCAACAUCUAGCCCUGGGGUCUACGCCCGUGUCACAGAGCUUCGGUCCUGGAUUGAUGAGAUCCUUGCAAACAAUUAA
Messenger RNA from Euleptes europaea (tarantolino), 827 nucleotides. RefSeq names its product chymotrypsinogen 2-like. Gene Ontology annotation, molecular function: serine-type endopeptidase activity. Bases 36 to 827 code for a protein of 263 amino acids. Lineage: Eukaryota; Metazoa; Chordata; Lepidosauria; Squamata; Sphaerodactylidae. The transcript is spliced from 7 exons. The record is from RefSeq and is a predicted model, not a curated record. Gene Ontology annotation, biological process: proteolysis.